This is a messenger RNA of Alosa alosa (allis shad), 2759 nucleotides long. Its product is annotated as cytochrome b5 reductase 4. Bases 108 to 1880 code for a protein of 590 amino acids. The transcript is spliced from 17 exons. Gene Ontology annotation, cellular component: endoplasmic reticulum. Gene Ontology annotation, molecular function: oxidoreductase activity; heme binding. Lineage: Eukaryota; Metazoa; Chordata; Actinopteri; Clupeiformes; Clupeidae. The record is from RefSeq and is a predicted model, not a curated record. Gene Ontology annotation, biological process: generation of precursor metabolites and energy; superoxide metabolic process.
CUUCUUGUUGUGGUUACUUAAGGACAUAAACAAGUUCAAAUAGCCAAUGCGUGACGAGGUCAGGUAAGAUGGGCAAGCAACAGUGAAAUUUAUCUGCCAAUGCCGGGAUGUUCAAAACAAGAAAACAAGAAAGUGAGGAACAAGAUGAGGACGACAACGACGAGGAAGAUGAUGAAGACGAGGCUGACAGCAGAGGAAGCCCUGUGACGCGCGCCUUUUCUUUCCUCAGCAAUUUUAUGUCAGGAUUUCUUCAAACUUUGGGUUGUUUUAGAAGAGUCGAGAUGCUGAAUGUCCCGUCUCAGUCCUUCCCCGCUGUGGGCUCCCAACAACGCGUGGCGCCAUCAGGACAAUCUCGGAACAAGGUGGCCUUGAAGCCAGGCCACAGUUUGAUGGAUUGGAUCAGACUGACCAAAAGUGGCCGUGACAUGACAGGGCUAAGAGGCCGUCUUAUUGACGUCACAGAGGAGGAGUUACGAAAACACAACAAAAGGAAUGACUGCUGGACAUGCAUCAGAGGUGGUAUGGUGUACAAUGUCACAGCAUACAUGGACUUCCAUCCUGGGGGUGAGGAUGAGCUGAUGCGGGCGGCGGGUAUCGAUGGCACCGAUCUGUUUGACCAGGUGCACCGCUGGGUGAACUAUGAGUCGAUGCUGAAGGAGUGUCUGGUAGGCAGAAUGGCCACGAAGGUCAGCGCCGUAAUCAAAGCUCAGUCCAAGAAGGAUGAGGAAAAGCCACAAGUGAAUGGUCUGGCUCCACCACCUUCUCCUGCUCCUCCUCCAUUUCCGUCUGCUGCGCUUCCUCCACCUAAAGACACUAGACCUCGGUACGACUGGUUCCAAACAGACACCACUGUUAAUAUUGUGGUCUACACCAAGAGAAAGAUUCCUGCAGCAGGCAGCGCGGUUGUGGACCUGAUAAAUGGUGCUCUACGGAUCGAGGUUGUUCUGGGAAAGAUGUCUUAUCUCCUGCAUUGGCGUCUCCCACAAGAAGUGGAGGAGCAUGUUAGCAUUCACACAGCCAGUGCGGUGGGGAAGAUUCAGGUGGUGUUGUGGAAGAAGGCCAAGGCUAAGUGGUCAGAGCUGGGGGAACAGCUGGACGCCCAUGACACAUUUGAGCGCCAAAAAGACCGCGAGAUCUGCUACCGCAAGUGUGUGCUCCUCGCCAAGACGGACGUGACGCACGACACCAAGCUCUUCUGCUUACAGCUGCCCCCGGGGACGCACAUGCACGUGCCCGUGGGCAGACACGUCUACCUCCGAGCCUCGGUCCAAGACAGUGAGGUGGUGAAGCCCUACACUCCAGUGGACCACACCCUGCUGCCGGACUGCUCAGCCACUGCAGGAGAUGGGGCUCACAGGCUCUUCCUCAUGAUCAAAGUUUACCCCAACGGCGUGCUCAGCUCACAUCUAGACAGCCUCAGUAUAGGUGACUCCCUGGCGGUGAGCAGCCCUGAGGGUCCCUUCAGCCUGCGUCUCCUGCGUGGCAUCACCCAGCUGUACCUGCUGGCGGCGGGGACGGGCUUCACGCCCAUGGCGCGACUCGUCCACGCGGCCCUGACCGACCUGCCCACGCUCAGGAAAACCCAGCUGAUGUUUUUCAACCGUCAGGAGAGAGACAUCCUCUGGCACUCGCUACUGGACCAACUGGCUGCCAAAGACCCCAGGUUCGAGGUGGAGUAUGUGCUCUCGGAGCCCUCUGAUUCGUGGACAGGGCGGAGAGGGCGUGUCCAGACCUCCAUGCUCACCGACCUCCUGGUUCGGCCCGAAGGCUCCAAAUGCCUGGUUUGUGUGUGUGGACCCACGGCCUUCACGGAGCUAGCGGUGGGGUUGGUAAAAGACCUGGGCUUCAGUGACGAAGAGAUCCAUGCCUUUCAGGGCUGAGACGUGUGUGUGUGUGUGUGUGUGUGUGGCUGAAAGAAAGAUGAGAGGGAGAGAGGCAAAUAAGAAGCUUGUAAAUGCUAAUGAAUGAUUAUACUCUGUACGAUUUCUGGACUAUGCACAAAGCAGUGAAAUGGGCCUUCACAUAGCAUCUGCUCUUUCAUUACCAAGUCUUUCUUCCAAUCACAGACUUCCACAGCCCUGCCAUCAACAGGCACACACCAGAUAGCUUGAGUGUGUGCCAGAUAGUGCGUGCGUGCGUGCGUGACUGUAAGGGCAAGCAACCCUAUUUCUAUUUCAUUAUGUAUGUGUGAGAGAGAGAGAGAGAGAGCAAAGAAAGGAAGAAAAAAACAUCUUUCAACCCCAUGACGACCAGGGAGCUCCUCUCUCUCCCUCUCUUCCUCUCUCUAUCUAUCUUUCUUUCUGGGUGUAUGUGUGUGUGUCUCUCUGUCUGUUUAGUAUUCCCCUCCAGCAACGCUCUGCCUCCCCCCAUGCUUGCUCCAGUCUCCUCAAAUAUUCAGAUAUUCAGACGUUGUCGUAUAUAUGAGGAUUUCUUCAUUUUUACCCUUCUGCUUGGCUUUUUUCCCCCUCCCAACUUACUGACAUCUCCGUUCAUAAAAGAGUAAGAGGCCGCAGAGAUGUCUGUUGAUUUUUUUAUUUUUUUUAUCUAGCACCUGCAAAAGGCAUGCAGAUGAGACGGGUAGCUCUCUCUCUCUCUCGCUGAACCCCUCUUCCCACACACACACACACACACACACACACACACACUCCUUUGAACUAACUUUCAUAAACACAUCCCCUUAUAUUAUUACUAUUAUUAUUUUUAUUUUUUUAUCUAAUCUAUUUUAGACCUGCUGCUCGGAGCGUCAUUGACAGACUGUC